UUGCUGCAGGAUGUGAUGCGGGACCCGGUGAUAGCGGCGGACGGUUACACAUACGAGCGACAGGCGCUGCAGGAGUGGCUGCUUAAUCACAACACAAGCCCAGUUACUAACCAGCCCCUGGCCUACAAGCGUCUUAUCCCCAACCACUGCGUGCGAUCAGCCAUAAUGGAGUGG
Messenger RNA from Coccomyxa subellipsoidea C-169, 174 nucleotides. RefSeq names its product U box. The transcript has a single exon. The record is from RefSeq and is a predicted model, not a curated record. NCBI's taxonomy places the organism in Eukaryota, Viridiplantae, Chlorophyta, Trebouxiophyceae, Coccomyxaceae. Gene Ontology annotation, biological process: protein ubiquitination. The annotation marks the transcript as partial. Gene Ontology annotation, molecular function: ubiquitin-protein transferase activity.